Naegleria lovaniensis is the source of this 2838-nucleotide messenger RNA. RefSeq lists its product as uncharacterized. The transcript has 5 exons. The record is from RefSeq and is a predicted model, not a curated record. NCBI's taxonomy places the organism in Eukaryota, Heterolobosea, Eutetramitea, Acrasida, Naegleriidae. The coding region runs from base 1 to 2838 and encodes 945 amino acids.
AUGUAUAGAAUUUUUAAGAGACUUCGACUUGAUGAUUUGGAUGAGAUUCGGAUUGAGUAUUUGAAUCGUAAUGGCAACUACAAUAAUGUUAAUAAUCAUGAUGUGGACAACAGUGAAUGGUCAAUCGAAGCUCGAAAGAUUGGAUCUCGAUUAAUUGAAUUAUUUUCAAGAGGCUCUUCUCGAAAUAUGUGGACCUAUGAUGAAUAUUUCAAACACCAUUCUCUGUAUACAUGGCCAUCGAGUUGUUUUAGAAAGGGAAGAACCUAUACUUCUACUGUGAAUGAAAACAAUAAUGAUAACAAUGUUCCUCUGAUUCGAAUCAAACUAGCUCGGAUUAAGAAACCUUCACCUGUAGAGGAAGAUUAUAGAUUUUAUCCCAAUGAAGAUACUUAUGAAAUAACUUUUGGGGAAUUUGUCAAGAGAAAAGUGAAGAAACGAGAAUAUCUUGGAAAUGGAUUUAGAAACUACAAAACAACGACAAAGCAAAUGAUCAUUGGAGAAGAAGAAUCACAGGAUAUGGAAAAUCACCGCUUGGUUUAUGCAGAUAAGAUAUCCUCAUUUAACAAUAGUUACAAUAUAUACAGAUCCAAAUAUUGUGAAAACGUUGUUCGAUUAUAUGAAAAACCAGACAUUGCUACCAUCUAUUCCUUUCAAAACAGACUUUCAGAUAUUUUGAAAUGCAAUCCUGUGAUCGAGACUUUGCUUGACUGUAUAUUCGAAUACAAUAGAACAACGUCCACACGAAAUAGCGACUCUGUGAUUAUGAAAGAUUUACGAAAAGUGUUGCUUAAUUUUGAAAAAUUGGCUCGACAACGGAAUUUAGCUUAUAAUAUUUUAAAAACAAAUGGAACUCUUAAUAUAUGCGUACCUUCUGUAGAAAAGCCAAGACUCAGUUCCUAUCCUCCACGACCGAUACCAGACGCUCAGUUAAUGGCACAAUUUGUUUUGAGAAAAAUCGAAACCAUUGAGGAAAUUAUGUGCUUCUUUGACAUGGAUUGCUGUCGCUUUUGUUAUGAUGGUAGAACAGUUUUCACAAUUCUAGAAGGACUUAGAGCGCUCAAGUACAAGAUUAACUUUGUUUCUAAAGAACACAUUGAAAAGGGGCUAUACUAUAAUAGAGCAUGUAAAUUUGGAAAAAGAGGUUUUCACACUCUCUUUAUUUCUCUACACCCACUUUUUCAUGUGAUUCAUGCAGAUUAUAUGGUACAAGAUUUGAAACAAGACAUCUUUGAAAGACAAGAAUCAGGGGAGAACGACCAUGUAGACAAUAUUUGGAGUGGAUUCUUUAAUCCUGCUUCUGGAAAAUACUUUGCUCGAGAGCACAGAGAUAUCGAUAAUACCAAAGAUCUUGAUGAGGCCAAUUAUUACACAGUAGUUUUGAGAAGUUUGACUUAUGAGCUUGUCGAUGCAGUAUUGGAAAACGGUUUAAAAGAUGCUUUUACCGCUUAUUCAAGUUAUUAUGUGGAUGGAAGAUGGACUGCCGAGGAACACGGAAAUGCACUUUCAGAAACCUUGGCUGACAGGAUAAUACAUCACAUUACAACCGAAGAUAUUCAUAUCUUUUGUUCCCGCUUUUCAGAAUUGUUUAUGAAGGACGCCUCAUCUUACUUUUUAGAGGGAUAUUUCGAAAGUCACUUGAGAAACAAGUACAAUAUUUACAAGUGUUACAUUUGUGGAAUGUAUUCACAUCAUUAUCAUGACAUUUCCUUGCAAGCAGACAGAAUAUAUGGAUCAAGCCUUCCAAAGCGAGAGAAAAGACUUAAAGAGAUCGAAGAAAAGUUUGGAAUGUGUAAUAUCUGCAAGAAGUUUCACGAGCAAAAAUCUAUUCAAUCCAUGGCAUUUAAAGUCAAAGAUUUGUCAUCCAAAGUCGCUAUUGUUACAGGAGGAAGAAUUAAGAUUGGAUUUGAAACAGCAUUAAUGUUACUUAGAUGUAAUGCAACCGUAAUUGUCACGACUAGAUUUAUUGAAGAUGCUUUAGAAAGAUUCAAAGCAGAGCUAGAUUACUCUACUUGGCAGCAUGCAUUAAUAUUGUAUCCUCUCAACCUGAAAGAUGGAAAAUCAGUGUUACAAUUCACAGAUUUCGUUUUGAAACACUUUUCACGAGUCGAUAUUUUAAUUAACAAUGCAGCUCAAACAGUGAAACGUCCAUUGAAUUACUAUGAAAAAUUGUUCCGUCUUGAAACAACGAAAAAUAAUUCUCUCACACAUUGUACACACAACAAAGUGAACGAAUUUAUGGUAGGCCUGACAGAGAAUAUUGUUGAAUUUAAAGCUUGCCAAGACUUUAUUUCCACUGGAAAAGUGGAUAAAUGGGGAGAGCAGUGUGAUGAAAGAUGGCUCAAUUCAUGGAAUCAAAAACUUUUCGAAAUUUCCAACAUUGAACUUAUUGAAGCUCAAAUGAUUAACAAUGUCGCUCCUACCAUUUUAGUUUCAAAGCUUUUUGAUUGUAUGAAAUAUUCUCCCGACACCAUUGAAUUGAACCAAAACGACAAGUUUGAUGAAAACGAUUCAGUUUCAAUGGGACACACUUUUAUCAUUAACGUGACCAGUCACGAGGGACAAUUCACUACAGAGGGUAAAACCGAUAAUCACAUUCAAACCAAUAUCAGUAAGGCUUCUCUGAAUAUGAUGACACGAAGCGCUGCUAAUUUCUUUGCUAAACAUGGAAUUUUGAUGAACAGUGUGGACACUGGUUGGAUCAGUUCUGCCUUACCAGAAACAUUCAAAACGCCACCACUCUCUCCGAAAGAUGGAGCAUUGCGAAUUUUAGAUACAAUCUUGACAGGUUCUUUUGCUUAUGGAAAAUUGUUUAAAAAUUAUCAAGAGACAGAGUGGUAA